UACUCUUUUGAUUAUCAUUUCCCUUUACAGACUCGUAGCGUAUAGAACGUAACAUUGUGCACUUGAUCUUGUAUUUGUACUUGUAUUUCAACAAUUAGUGAAAAAGAUAAACUGCAACAAUAUGGCUCAAAAUCAAAUUGCCGGCAAGGAAAACAUUACAGACAAUCUGGAGAAAUUCUCGCUUAAGAGUCCCAGCAAGAAAGUUUUGACGGAGAACACCAACAACGUUCGCAAAAUGUCUAUUACCACUGAGGACAAAGAUACCGACAACAAAACUGGACAAGGCGUCAUGGACAAGGCUGGAGCUCAUUUUGAUCCCUCGCUGGAGCCACUUUUAAGAGAGAAUCCGCGUCGUUUUGUCAUUUUUCCCAUACAAUAUCAUGAUAUUUGGCAGAUGUACAAGAAGGCCGAAGCCUCAUUUUGGACUGUGGAAGAAGUGGAUCUGUCUAAGGACAUGACUGACUGGGAACGUCUUACAGACAAUGAGCGUCACUUUAUUUCACAUGUGUUGGCAUUUUUCGCAGCCUCUGAUGGCAUUGUCAAUGAGAACCUGGUUGAGCGCUUUAGUCAAGAAGUGCAGAUAACAGAGGCACGCUGCUUUUAUGGAUUCCAGAUUGCGAUGGAGAAUGUCCACUCGGAGAUGUAUAGUGUGCUCAUUGAUACGUAUGUCCGUGAUCCCCAACAGCGUGACUAUCUGUUCAAUGCAAUUGAAACAAUGCCGGCUGUGAAGCGCAAGGCUGACUGGGCAUUAUCAUGGAUAUCCUCCAAGGCUGCCAACUUUGGCGAGCGGAUUAUUGCCUUCGCCGCCGUUGAGGGCAUUUUCUUUAGCGGCAGCUUCGCCUCCAUUUUCUGGCUAAAGAAGCGUGGCCUCAUGCCUGGCUUGACCUUCUCCAAUGAGCUAAUCUCGCGCGAUGAGGGCUUGCACUGUGACUUUGCCGUGUUGAUGUUCCGCCAUUUGGUGCAACGUCCCAGCCGUGAGCGCAUCAUUGCAAUUAUUGAGGAUGCUGUCAAGAUUGAACAGGAGUUCCUCACAGAUGCUCUGCCAGUUAACUUGAUUGGCAUGAACUGCGCUCUGAUGUCAGAGUACAUUGAGUUCGUGGCUGAUCGCCUGCUGGUGGAGCUUGGUGUGGGAAAAAUCUAUAAUACAAAGAAUCCAUUGACAUUCAUGGAAAUGAUUUCGUUGGACGGAAAAACUAACUUCUUUGAGAAGAAAGUGGGCGAGUAUCAACGCAUGGGUGUCACCUCGAAUCGUCUGGAUAAUGUGUUUACAUUAGAUGCAGAUUUUUAACAAGAAUAAUUUUUGCUCUACACUGACAACUGCAGGGUUCAGAUGUUAACUAAGUAAUUGUAAUAUUCCUUAAUCAACUUUAGUUUUUAAGUUCAACUUUAUCACAAAAAUUCAUUUUUAUUCAUGCUUAAUAUUGUAUACAAAACUUUUAUAAAAAUUUUAACCACGCUCACUUGACUUCCAAAAAAGAAAACAUUCUAAUCGUAUACUAUACAUGCGCAUUUAUUCUAAAUUAUCAUUGUACAUAACAUUUAAAAUAAAUUUUUAAUAUACCACGUAAACAAUUUCACAAUGAUGGUGGGACUACCAUGUGUUUUAAGCUUAUAUGAAAGUAAACAAAAGAUAAAAUUAUGUUUGAAUUAGGGUUGCUAAUAAU
Messenger RNA from Drosophila busckii, 1664 nucleotides. RefSeq names its product ribonucleoside-diphosphate reductase subunit M2 (gene RnrS). Lineage: Eukaryota; Metazoa; Arthropoda; Insecta; Diptera; Drosophilidae. Gene Ontology annotation, molecular function: ribonucleoside-diphosphate reductase activity, thioredoxin disulfide as acceptor. Gene Ontology annotation, biological process: deoxyribonucleotide biosynthetic process. The coding region runs from base 122 to 1288 and encodes 388 amino acids. Gene Ontology annotation, cellular component: cytosol. The transcript has 3 exons. The record is from RefSeq and is a predicted model, not a curated record.